AUUUAAACUCUCCUGAUGAUUGAAGAGUGUGUGAUGUGUGUGUUAUUGUGUGUUUCAGUCUCACAGACUGAGAUCAGUGCAGGUCUCUCUGUGACUCUCUUCUGUCAGCUGUAUUCAUAUGCUGGAGGCUCUUGUGAAGAUUUGAUCCAUUCUGAGAGAAUUGAGCUGUUCUGGGUGGAUCAGACUGGUGUUAAACUGACGAGAUCAGACUCCAGAUAUCAGAUAUCACCCUCAUCAGAUCACUGUAUCAUCACUCUGAAUAUAACACUCCUGAAUGAAGAUCACAACAGAGAGUGGAGAUGUGAAGUUACUCAGAGAGAUCAAGUCAAGGCCUCAAUCACAUACACUGUCAAGAGUUCAGAUCAAGCUCAAACCACCACACCAGUCCCACACUCUCAGGAUCCCUCAACUACAAACACAGCAGAAACUACAGCUCAAACUGAUUCAGCGACAGCAGUGACUACAGUCCACAGCACAAACUCUCAGGAUCCCUCAACUACAAACACACCUGAACCCUCUUCACACACAGUGCCAGUGAUUUCUGCUGCUGCUGCUGCGUUCGCUGCUUUCAUUACUGUUCUUCUCUGGUUGAUCUGGAGAAAAAGAGCUGGUAAUAAAAGAGGGACUGAUGAAUCGGCGGUCAAAGAUGAGACGAUCAACAUGCUGCUGCGAGAGACAACGUGA
Messenger RNA from Cyprinus carpio (common carp), 684 nucleotides. RefSeq lists its product as uncharacterized. The coding region runs from base 16 to 684 and encodes 222 amino acids. The record is from RefSeq and is a predicted model, not a curated record. Gene Ontology annotation, biological process: interleukin-15-mediated signaling pathway; positive regulation of ERK1 and ERK2 cascade; T cell activation. Gene Ontology annotation, cellular component: membrane raft; external side of plasma membrane. The transcript is spliced from 6 exons. NCBI's taxonomy places the organism in Eukaryota, Metazoa, Chordata, Actinopteri, Cypriniformes, Cyprinidae. Gene Ontology annotation, molecular function: MHC class II protein binding; protein tyrosine kinase binding.